GCAUACGUCCCAUCAGCGUCAUCACAGGUGAAAGGUCCUGAAAUUGAGGGCCUCUGAGUUCUCCAGUCAACAUGCAAACAAAACCAAUCCAUCUAGCCUUGAAUAAAGUCCAACUAGAAAAGAAAACCGGGGUCCGACAGUUGGAUGAAGCCUGGCGGGCUGCCUUCGUUUCUGCAGUUUGAUCCUCAUUCCUGUGCCCUGUGUCCGUCCUCCACUUUUCCAGGCUGACCGUCCCGAUCUCAGACUGCAGAGAUGGACCUGCUCCACAGCUGGGGAGUGAACCUAGCCGUCCAUUUGCAGACGGAGUACCGGGACUAUGAGAAUCUGUUUCAGUGGGUGUCCUCUGUGGCCGAUCUCCACACCACCUUCUUUGUGUUUUUUCCCAUUUGGUUUCAUCUGCACAGAGACAUAGGCGUUAAACUCAUCUGGGUGGCUGUGCUUGGAGACUGGCUCAACCUCGUGCUGAAGUGGGUGCUAUUCGGUGAGAGGCCGUACUGGUGGGUGCAUGAGACUAAGUUUUAUAGCCCUAUAAAACAUCCUGAACUGCAGCAAUUCUCCAUCACGUGUGAAACUGGACCAGGGAGCCCGUCGGGUCACGCCAUGGGUUCUGCGGGUGUUGGGUAUGUGAUGGUUACAGCAGUGCUUUCCAUUGUCGCUGAAAGAAGACCACCUCCUUUACAUUAUAGAUUUUUGCAGCUGAUGCUCUGGAUGCUUCUGGGUUUGGUGGAGUUACUGGUGUGCAUGUCUAGAGUCUAUCUGGCAGCCCAUUUCCCACACCAAGUUAUCAGUGGCGUUAUUUCAGGUAUAAUUGUGGCAGAAAUAUUUUCCAGAGUGCAGUGGAUCUACAGCGCUAGUCUGAAGAAGUACGUCUGCGUGACUCUGUACCUGCUCUUUUUCGCGGUGGGUUUUUAUGUGCUUCUGAAAGCCGUGGGUGUGGAUCUGCUGUGGACAUUAGCAAAGGCCCAGAAAUGGUGCAUCAAUCCAGACUGGGUCCUUUUGGACAGCACCCCCUUCGCCAGCCUGCUGAGGAACAUGGGCACACUUUUUGGUCUGGGGCUUGGUCUUCACCUGUCAGGCUACAAUGAAACAGCAGGCCGGAAACACAGCAGCGGCGUCUCUAUCAGGACAGGAUGUAUUGGUGUGUCAUUGGUGCUGCUGCAGCUCCUGGACAAGAUGACGUUUUCCUCAAGCAACCAGUUCCUUUUCUACCUUCUGUCAUUCUGCAAGAGCACUGUGGCUUUGGUGCUUCCCACUGCACUCGUUCCUGGAGUCAUAUGUUGGAUUUCAUCAAAAAGCAAGCAUGAAAAGGACAUGUAGUGCUGAUUUUCAAGUUAAAUGCAGUGGUUUAGGAAACUUUUUGCAGUGCGCUCUUUAUAAAAUACCUCAGAUGGCAUGUACAGGAUGGGUGGCUACAAAACUAUCAUUUAAAAAGUUCUGAACUGCCCUGUGACCAUAUAUCCGUUUAAAAAGAGAGAGAGAGAGAGAGAGAGAGAAAGAAAAUAUCUUUUAGAAAUGUAGUUCUUUGAAAUGUACUUUCUAUUCAUAUUGGUUUAAGAAAAUUGUAUCUUUAAGUUUUUUUUAAUGUUUAUAAUGACUGUAAAAAUUUAAUGUGUUUUUUUGUUAUCUUUAAUUCAUAAAAAUUACAUUUUUGGGAGUCGCACCACAUGACUUUCACAACCUCAACUAACUUUGCUUUUUCAUAAAAGGUAUUUUUCUAGUAAUCAUCUAAUAUUUGAUUAGGCUUAUUGACUUUGACACAAUCAUUGCAGACAGCUGAUUUUCAAAUAUUAAUAAGCAGUGAAGCAGUUUUGU
Molecule: messenger RNA, 1812 nt
Organism: Sinocyclocheilus rhinocerous
Lineage: Eukaryota; Metazoa; Chordata; Actinopteri; Cypriniformes; Cyprinidae
Product: glucose-6-phosphatase-like
Exons: 5
Coding region: 253-1317 (354 amino acids)
Biological process (GO): gluconeogenesis; glucose 6-phosphate metabolic process
Cellular component (GO): membrane
Molecular function (GO): glucose-6-phosphatase activity
Source: RefSeq, a predicted model, not a curated record